AUGCCCAGCUCCAGGGACCCUCAACUCUUCCGCGACCCGUGGGCAAAGCGUGACGCCUGGCGCAAGCACCCCGUUUUCGCCCGUCGCGCCAUGUUCUUCCGUGCAUUGCCAGGCUUUGGUACCGCUGUGGUCGCCUUCACUGCGUAUGUCAUCGCGGACAACAUGAUGUCUGGCAGCUCCCAUUGA
Epithele typhae is the source of this 186-nucleotide messenger RNA. Its product is annotated as NADH dehydrogenase 1 beta subcomplex subunit 3. The transcript has a single exon. NCBI's taxonomy places the organism in Eukaryota, Fungi, Basidiomycota, Agaricomycetes, Polyporales, Epitheliaceae. Gene Ontology annotation, biological process: electron transport chain; mitochondrial respiratory chain complex I assembly. Gene Ontology annotation, cellular component: mitochondrion. The record is from RefSeq and is a predicted model, not a curated record. Bases 1 to 186 code for a protein of 61 amino acids.